This is a messenger RNA of Priapulus caudatus, 3197 nucleotides long. Its product is annotated as polypeptide N-acetylgalactosaminyltransferase 2-like. Bases 115 to 1803 code for a protein of 562 amino acids. Gene Ontology annotation, cellular component: Golgi apparatus. The transcript is spliced from 14 exons. NCBI's taxonomy places the organism in Eukaryota, Metazoa, Priapulida, Priapulimorpha, Priapulimorphida, Priapulidae. The record is from RefSeq and is a predicted model, not a curated record.
GACUCGCGGAGGCAGUAUCAUAUAACCGUUGCUUUGCGUUGAUGUCGGUUGCUCACAGUUAUCGAGUUGCGAGCGCCCUUGCAACGCGAGCAGCAGUUCAUAGAUUCACUAACGAUGAUUAGAAGAAGGAGUAGAAUUUUAGUUAUCAUAGGACUUGUGUGGCUGAUGGGAGUCGCCUACUAUCUACACAAGACAGGACAUUCUGAUGCGGAUGACAAUCCGGCGUUGAAGCUGAAGUCGUCGGUGAUCGCUGCGCGUCGGCGCGAGGUGCUGCCGGUCGUCACCCCGCACGUCGGCGCCGACAAGCAGCUGUCGUGGCAAUACUUCGACGAGAGCGGCUACGUCGAGAAGACGAAGCUCGCUGACGGACAGGACAGCUACAAGCGUAACAAGUUCAACCAGGUGGAGAGCGACAAGCUGCGCAGCAACCGAGAGAUCCCCGACACUCGCCACGAUCUGUGCAAGCAUGCGACCUUCAGUGAGGACCUGCCAGCAACAAGUGUGAUUAUCACCUUCCACAAUGAAGCCAGGUCGACGUUACUACGCACUGUUGUCAGCGUGCUGAAUCGCAGCCCCGCUCACCUGAUAAAGGAGAUCAUCCUAGUCGACGACUUCAGCGACGAUCCGUCUGCCGGGACAGAGUUGGCAAAGAUCCAGAAAGUGCGUGUGAUGCGCAAUGACCGGCGGGAGGGUCUCAUGAGGUCGAGGGUGAAAGGAGCGGACUCUGCAAUCGGAGAUAUCCUGACGUUCCUGGACAGCCACUGUGAAUGCAACAAGGGCUGGCUGGAGCCGCUUCUGACUAGAGUAGCGGAGAACAGAACUCGCGUCGUGUGUCCGAUCAUAGAUGUCAUCAACAUGGACAGCUUCGCAUACAUAGGUGCUUCGGCAGAUCUCCGAGGCGGUUUUGACUGGAACCUUGUGUUCAAGUGGGAUUACAUGACGCCUGAGAUGAGAGCGAAAAGACGCAACGAUCCGGUCGCUCCCAUCAAGACCCCAAUGAUAGCCGGAGGGCUGUUCACAAUGGAUCGAUCGUGGUUCGAUACACUUGGCAAAUACGACAUGCUGAUGGAUAUCUGGGGUGGAGAAAACCUUGAGAUCUCCUUCAGGGUGUGGCAGUGCGGCGGAAGCCUGGAAAUCAUCCCCUGCAGUCGCGUCGGUCACGUCUUCCGCAAGCAGCAUCCAUACACGUUCCCGGGCGGCAGUGGAAACGUCUUCGCCAGAAACACGAGACGGGCGGCAGAGGUAUGGAUGGAUGAUUUCAAGCAGUACUACUACAGCGCAGUGCCCUCUGCCAGGAAUGUCCCGUAUGGAAACAUACGAAAUCGCUUGGAACUGAAGGAGAGGCUGCAUUGCAAACCAUUCAAGUGGUACAUUGAUAACGUCUAUCCAGAGUUGAAAGUACCAGAUAAACAGGACUUGGCAUUCGGAUCCAUUCAGCAAGGUGUUAUGUGUCUGGACACCAUGGGUCAUCUGAGUGGACAGACUGUGGGGCUUUAUAGUUGCCAUUUCUCCGGUGGGAACCAGGAAUGGGCAUUUACCAAGACAGGUGCUAUCAAACACGGUGAUCUGUGUUUGGACGUCGUUAAGUUCGACCUUGGCUCAUCGAUACAUAUGCGGCCAUGUACCGGAACGUCAUCGCAGAAGUGGCUGCGGGUGGAAAACGACCGCAUGCUGAGGCAUGCCAUACAGGGAGUCGAACUGUGCAUAGACAGCCAGCAUCACGCCGCCAAGGGACUCACGAUAGAGAAGUGCAACAAGAAAGAACUGACGCAGAUGUGGAAAUUUUCACUGAACAAGUUGUGAUCGACUGCACUUGCUGUGUGACGACCGGCACAGUCGUGACUGCAAAUGUAUAGAUGCAGUGGGAGUGCUACGGCGAGUUGGCGAUGCGUGAGGAAACGUUGACUGUCCCCGACUUAGGGUUAACAUCGUGAGAUACCGCGCUAGCAGUUAGCAGUCUGGAAUUGAUCGACGGCGUGCAAUGACCCCCAUUAGCUGGUGCCGUGACGACGCCUUGAGAGCAGACGAUGAUGCACUGACGUCACGCAUCAAGCUAGCAGAAAUGCAUCUGACUGCAAUCCUAGUUGCCUUUAUACUCCAAGUUCACCAAAUGGAUUGGUGGUAUGUAGCUAUUGCAGCAUGCGGCAUCUAGGCAUGGUUCAGGGAGCAGUAGAGCGAAUACAAGGCAAGGUGUAGGCAAGGCUCUGCAGGGCUAAGGUUUCACAGUGCCUCCCUAAGCAGCUGGGAUGAGAGCCUGGAAAGCAGUAGUGGUAGAAGCCUCCAUGCCAUGGUCAAUAAUGGGAUCAGGGUUGGAAAGCUGGUCAGCAGUGGGCGUUUGGACGGCACGAUGACUGAUGAAAGCCUCAAGAAAUGCCGUCGAAGGACUGCUUAAUCGCAUGGUCAUUGAUUGGGUUGGGACGGUGUGGUCAUUAAUAGGUGCCUUGAUGGUUUGAUCAGUGGUGGAAGGCAGAACAACAAGCUGGAUAGUGUGGUCACCAACAGGAGGCUCAGACGGUGUGGUCAGUGAUAGAAGGCUGACCAACAUGCUGGACCGGGUGGUCACCAACUGGAGGCCUAGACAGCAUCGUCAGUGAUGGAAGGCUGGAUGGCAACCUCAUCAAAUGGAGGUGGGAUUGUGUGGUCACCGAUGGUGGGUGGAAUAGCUUGCCUAGCCACAAAAACCUGGAAACAUUUGGUCCAGCAUUUGCAGCUGGGUGGUCCAGCCGACUACUGGAAGAUGGACAACAUGCUAAAGGAUGUAUGGGGAGCUCCAGCACGUCUCAAUGUCCGAAGGCUGGGCCGCACGCUUAAUUUGUUAUGCAAACAAUUCUGUUUCAAACUAUUAAAAGAAAUGGAUCUGAAGAAAUCCGAAAUCUGUAAUAGGAUUCUUCGUGCAUAAAAAACUUGAAUUCUUGCACUUGCUGUCACAAUGUGCUUUCUGCUCUUGCACUUCACUUGGAGUGACAAAACAAAACAGCGAUUGUUCUACUGCUAUACCCUUGUCUACACGUAUUAUUGCUGUUAAGCCUUGUUGCCGCUUCUGUGAGUGUGAUGAUGAAGAUCUGUUAUCUCUACAGAUGCUAACGUCUAUAUUGUGUGUCCUGUGGACCGGCUGUGUUUCCUGCAGGUGGCCAGCGUUCAAAGCAGAUGCUCAAGCAAGCAGCUCAAAACGAGUGUUUAAAGUCAGCGAGCGUUUU